AUGCAACUGCUGUCGUUUCGCAAAACACAAAAAAUAAUUAUGCCAGACAAGCUGUAUCAAUAUUCCACGGCGUCGGCCCUCAUGGCAGGCGUCGCGUCGCGCGGCAUCCGGCUCUCAGAGCUGCUAUCGCACGGCACCCAUGGUCUGGGGACUAUGGCCUCGAUCAAUGGUGAAGUUGUGAUCAUCGACUCGAUCACGUACCAUCUACAACCAACAGGCACAGUGCGAGUGGUGGACGCGCACGAAGAACUUCCUUUUGCCAUGAUCACCGCGUUCAAUGACUGCGUCACGAAGAAGCAGGCCACCUUUCCGAACCUGCCCGACAAAGAAUCAUUACUGCAGCACCUCCAGAGUCUGCAUCACGGCACGCCGAACCGAUUCGUCUGCUUUGUGAUACCCCGCGUGCGUCUAGACCAUCUCAAGGCGCGCGUUGUCCGCGGUCAACAGUAUCCGCGCCAGCCAUUGUCCGAGCUCGGCGACGCGCAAAAGGUGAACACUUAUCAGGACGUCGCGGGGAGCAUCGUCGGGUUCUGGUCGCCCAAGUACAUGGACGGCGUGUCUGUUAGCGGGCUGCACAUGCACUUUCUGUCAGAGGACAAGCAGUUUGGAGGCCAUAUCCUGGAGUUGAAGUCGACGCGCGAGAUCGGCGUGCAGGCGGCGGUGCUGAACGAGUUUGAUCUGGAGUUGGCGGACAACGAGGAUUUUAGCGAGGCCACGCUGGGGACUGGCGGCGAAGCAUUGCGCAAGUCUCGCGGCCGGCCUGUCUUCGUCGCUGGUGCCAUGUCUUCGUCUCUUCCUGGCAGCAGAGAGCUCCCCCGCUCGCAGUAUGACUUGACGACGUAUUUGGGCCGCGUACGCGAGGCCGCCGGCAUUUCUGAUCCCCGAAUGCUGUUUGUCUCGUCGUCCGGCCUUGAGAAUGCCAAAAAAGCCAUCACUGCUUACAAAAACGGCCAUGUGAAUGAGAUGUCUCCGGAACUAUGGCGGGCAAAGCAAAUCGUGGACUCGACGCUGCAUCCUGACACCGGCCAGCCAGUUUUCCUCCCGUUCCGAAUGUCCAGCUUUGUCUUCUCGAAUCUCAUCGUCACGGCGGGCAUGCUUACACCGGGAUUAAAGACAACGGGAACAUUGCUCUGGCAAAUCACCAAUCAAUCGCUCAAUGUCGCCAUCAACGCGUCCAACGCAAACAAGUCCACGCCUCUGACAACGUCGAUGAUGGUGAAAUCGUACCUCAUGGCCGUGUCGGCCUCCUGCUCUGUCGCCCUCGGACUCAAUGCGAUUGUGCCUCGUAUCAAGAACAUCUCGCCCAACACCAAACUCAUCCUCGGCCGUCUCGUCCCUUUUGCUGCCGUGUCCAGCGCGACAGCCUUGAAUGUGUUCUUGAUGCGCGGCGAGGAAAUCCGCAGCGGCAUCGACGUUUAUCCAGUGCUGUCCGAGGAGGAAAAGAAGAAGCGCGAAAUCACCGGCGAGCCCAUUGAAAGCCUGGGAAAGAGCAAAGCAGCCGCCAAGAUCGCCGUCGGCGAGACGGCUAUCAGCCGUGUACUCAACGCCACGCCGAUCAUGGUGCUGCCACCGCUGAUCCUCGUACGACUGGAGAAGAUGGACUGGCUCAAGGCGCGACCGCGGCUCGUCACGCCUGUCAACCUGGGCUUGAUCCUGACCACGUCGGUCUUUGCGCUACCGUUGGCACUCGGCGCGUUUCCGUCGCGACAGGCGAUCAGUGCCAGCAGUCUAGAGGAGGAGUUUUGGGACAAGGGGGGUGAGGGAGGGAAACUGGAGUUUAACCGGGGCAUGUGA
Molecule: messenger RNA, 1794 nt
Organism: Talaromyces rugulosus
Lineage: Eukaryota; Fungi; Ascomycota; Eurotiomycetes; Eurotiales; Trichocomaceae
Exons: 5
Coding region: 1-1794 (597 amino acids)
Biological process (GO): monoatomic ion transport; acetoin biosynthetic process; mitochondrial transmembrane transport
Cellular component (GO): mitochondrial inner membrane
Molecular function (GO): monoatomic ion transmembrane transporter activity; acetolactate decarboxylase activity
Source: RefSeq, a predicted model, not a curated record